CAUAAAACCGUUGGGAAAGCAGGGAAAAAAUAGUUCAGAACCGAACUCCCACUCUGCAAGAAGCCAUACGCCCUCUGGCCAGAGCGUCUCCACCGUGCAGAAUUCAACACCCUCUCAGGAUCGAAGCGGAUGAUUCAAAGCGUAUAUGGAACAUCACCAUCGCCGGCGUCGCCAUGCAUCCCGUCGGAGCCUGCCCUGUUCGCUGCCGGAGCUUUCUCAACCUUCUUGCCGCAAGUCAUUGCAUAUGCAGGGGGCCCCUGCUUUCUUCCCCGGCGAGGCAGUUCGUCAGGAGGUACACGACCCGGAUUCGGAUUCCCAGGGCUCUGAGCUCGCUUCCGACACCGACCCGAGAUCCCGACAUCCGUGACCGCAACGUGAUGAUCAAGACGCUGGGUCGCGGGGGCAGAGUCCAGGAAGCGAGGAAGGUGUUCGACGAUAUGCCUCACCGGGACGCUUUCUCUUAUUCGUCCAUGAUCAAGGCGUACCUCAAGGACAAUGAUCUUCCCAAGGCCGAGCGGCUCUUCCGGGAAAUGCCCGGGAGAAAUGUGGGAGUCGACUCGGCGAUGAUAGACGGGUACGCGAAGGCUGGCCGUCUGGGUGAUGCCCAGAAGGUUUUCGACGAAAUGACGGAGCGGAAUGUGUACUCGUGGACUAGUUUGGUUUCCGGGUACUUUAGGAGCGGGCAGGUUGACAAGGGUCUCGCGCUUUUCGAACAAAUGCCGGAUAGGAAUGUGGUCUCUUGGACUACUGUUGUUCAAGGCUAUGCUUGCAAUGGCUUGAUCGAUGAAGCUCGUAGAACUUUCGAUCUGAUGCCUGAGAAGAACGUUGUUGCUUGGACGGUGAUGAUCAAGUCUUACGUUGAGAAUGGUCGAUUGGAUGAUGCGGAGCAGCUCUUCAGGGAAAUGCCGCAGAAGAAUACAUACUCUUGGAAUGUCAUGAUUCAGGGUUUGAUGGAUGGCAAUAGGGUUACUGAAGCCAUCCAGAUGUUUAAUACGAUGCCUCAGAGAAAUGAGGUUUCUUGGACUAUUAUGGUCACUGGUCUAGCACGGAAUGGAAUGACUGAACAUGCAAGGGAAUAUUUCGACAAAAUGCCUAAUAAAGAUAUUGCUUCAUGGAAUGCUAUGGUCACGGCGUACAUUGAUGGAGGGCUUAUGCUUGAAGCUAAUGAAAUUUUCAGCUCAAUGCCGCAAAGGAAUAUAGUCACCUGGAAUGCCAUGAUUGAUGGUUACGCAAGACAUGGCCCAGAAGGUGAAGCCUUACGCCUCCUCAUUCACAUGUGGCGGUCUGCAUUUAGGCCAAAUGAGACGACUAUCAGUAGUGCCUUAACCUCAUGUGAAGGCACAUUAGAAGUCAUGCAAGCUCAUGCACUAGUUAUAAAUCUCGGGUUUGAGAAUGAAACACCACUUGCUAACGCUCUUGUUACCAUGUAUUCAAGAAAUGGGGAUCUUUUCUCUGCUAGGUUAGUCUUCGAGAAUCUUGAGUCUAAAGAUGUUGUCUCAUGGACUGCAAUGAUAUUAUCUUAUGCAAAUCAUGGAUAUGGUCAGCAUGCAUUGCAUGUGUUUGCACGCAUGCUAAGGGCAGGAGCCACACCAGACAAGAUCACAUUUGUAGGGGUUUUAUCAGCUUGUAGUCAUGCCGGCAUGGUCAAGAAAGGUCGGAUGCUUUUUAACUCGAUGGUCGCUGCAUAUGCUUUAGAACCAAAAGCGGAGCAUUACUGUUGCCUUGUGGAUAUGCUAGGUCGGGCAGGACAAGUAGAAGAGGCUUUGGAGGUUUUCAGCAAUAUGCCUCAGUGCGAACAAGACGGUGCUGUCAUGGGCGCACUCCUUGGCGCUUGCAGGUUUCAUGGAUACGAUAGUCUAGCAAAUCUCCUCGGGGAGAAGCUAAUAGAGCUAGAGCCUGAUGGCGGGGCUUAUGUGCUAUGGGCUAAUGCAUUUGCUGCAAGUGGCAAGUGGAGUGAAUUCGCACGAGUGAGGAAGAAAAUGAAGGAACAGAACGUGAGGAAAGUUCCGGGCUUCAGUCAAAUAGAAGUGAAUGGGAAAAGCCACGUUUUCUUUGCCGGGGACAGAUCACAUCCAGAGAUGGAGAGAGUCUACAGAUUGCUCCAGGAUAAGCUCAUGCCCCUAAUGCUUGAAAUGGCUUCCACGAAAGAGAACCGACCCGUGACAGUAUAGCUCAUAAAGAACCAUAUACAAGUUAUCAAUGCAUCUGAGUGUGAGACGUUUUUUUGCACAGAGCUUCAGAUUCAGUUCAUUCGUGUAGGCUGUGGAUAUUCCGGAGAGCGAAAGGUUUCUCUGUACCCAAAUUACAGUCUUUGCAGGGGUAAUGUGCAGGUCGAGCGACAUGCUUUGAACCCUUUGAUUUUUCUGAUCAAAUCUUACUUGCUGACACCGUGUUUGUCCGGAA
Molecule: messenger RNA, 2403 nt
Organism: Eucalyptus grandis
Lineage: Eukaryota; Viridiplantae; Streptophyta; Magnoliopsida; Myrtales; Myrtaceae
Product: pentatricopeptide repeat-containing protein At4g02750
Biological process (GO): RNA modification
Molecular function (GO): RNA binding; protein binding
Source: RefSeq, a predicted model, not a curated record